Molecule: messenger RNA, 860 nt
Organism: Paramecium primaurelia
Lineage: Eukaryota; Ciliophora; Oligohymenophorea; Peniculida; Parameciidae
Source: the annotation of a GenBank genome assembly
AUGGAUAUGGAAGUCUAUUUAUUGGCUUGUAUAUCUUAUUUAUCUAAUAUAUUUUUUUUAAUUGACACUUGCUGCUUUUUAAAAAUUCAUUAUUGGAAUCAUUUGCAAGAUAGUUUAUUUUAUAUAUUAGGAUGGUUUUUGGGUAGCAUCCCAAUAAUCACUUUUUUUGUAUUUGGAUUUAGUUGGAUAAUUAAUGAUGUAAUAUUUGUUCUAAAUUUGGGAACUUAUUUUAAGCUCUUUAAAGUAAAAUCAUUUAAAGAUUGCAUAACAAUUUAUGUUCCAUUUCUUUUAUUUUAUUGUCUUAUAAAUUAUGCAGUCUACUUAAAAUGGGAAUAUGGAAAUAAAGUAUCCCUUAUCCUAAAUUUAACUUAAUUUUUCUCUCUAUAAGCUCCAAUGUUCAAUUAUAUUCCAACAAGAAAAUGUGCAUUUAUUGAAAUUAAUACUUUGUUUCUACCUGGUUUAAUGAUAGCAUAUACUGUAAGAUAUGCAAAAGCAUCAUAAUCAUAUGUUUAUUUUAUAAUUUAUUUUUUGGGUUUAUUUUUAGGAUUAAUUGGUUGGUUAUCUAUCACUUUUCUUAAUAGUAAAUAUUAAAUAACAAGGUAUAGGAUUAUAUUUAAAUUAUUAGUUUAUUAUUCACAGUAAUACCUAGUUCAAUAUUAGCAGCAAUAUUUUGUUAUUAUAGAAAUGAAUUAUCAGUGUUCUAUAAAGGAUAAUUUUAUGAUUAAAUUCUUGAAGAUCCAUUCGUUGCUUCUAAAAGUAUUAAAGAUUCCCAAUAAACAAACACUGAUUUAAUUAACUAAACUAAUCAAGAAUUACCUGUUAUUAAUCCAACCUUGUUUUCAGGAUUGUAUGAAUUAUGA